This is a messenger RNA of Arabis nemorensis, 171 nucleotides long. The record is from the annotation of a GenBank genome assembly. Lineage: Eukaryota; Viridiplantae; Streptophyta; Magnoliopsida; Brassicales; Brassicaceae.
AUGGCGAGCACGAAAGUUCAAAGGAUUAUGACCCAACCUAUCGGUUUUGACGAAUACAUGAAUCUAGUGUUGGAUGAGGCCGAAGAAGUGAGCAUCAAGAAGAACACCAGAAAACCACUUGGAAGGAUUUUACUUAAAGGAGACAACAUAACUCUGAUGAUGAACGCGUAA